Molecule: messenger RNA, 760 nt
Organism: Mixia osmundae IAM 14324
Lineage: Eukaryota; Fungi; Basidiomycota; Mixiomycetes; Mixiales; Mixiaceae
Exons: 1
Coding region: 164-415 (83 amino acids)
Source: RefSeq, a predicted model, not a curated record
UACUGCAGCAACAGCGUAUGAAAUCUUUGUCUCGAUGAGAGAGGGUCUGGUCAAUCCCGCAUACAUCCGCAUGGAUUAGAAGGUGAUCGAUGCGCAGGUUGUGGUGCUGGUGCGAACGUUGGAAGUCGGCCAUCGUUUCGGUCUUGUCGUGCAGCAAGCCUGCAUGCAGGCGCGAAACCGGCUAGCGUUGACCGAGAUCGUGUACAUCAUGAGGCCCGUCGUGCUUCGUGUAAGCAUCGCGUCCACGAUCGAAGGCGCGCUCGCACUGCUACUCUUAUCCGGACUCGUCACGCAUUAUGCUCGCUGGAUUUCGCAGUCGGAACAAGUCGCCGAGCAAGCCGCACGAUUCUGGCGAUCGAUCGAUUGGUGCUAUGUCUCUAAAUUGCACUCUCAACGAUGCUCGCUACCGCAUUGACUGCUACACGACCGGCGCAUCAUCUCGCGAGCAGUCUCAUGUCAAAAUUGCUUUAUAUCUUGCUAUGAACAAUCGCUCUCGCUGUAAGAGGUUUGUAAGCUCUUUUGACGUGUGGCCCCAUUCAGGUGACUGAUGUCCACGCUGGAGUCAGAAGAUAGCGCAGCUCUAUUACGCUUGGAUCUUGAGGCUCGCUUAUGGUCUCAGACAUGACCGUUGGCAGCAUGAUUAUAUUGGGGGUAUAUCGUCUCCGUACAGGCUUUUCGACUUGGGCCGCGCGCUCGUGAAGAUCAUGAAACUCCCAGACAUGCGUGCGCCAAUGUGCCAAGGCCAGCUGCUAUUGCAUCU